Molecule: messenger RNA, 1290 nt
Organism: Didymosphaeria variabile
Lineage: Eukaryota; Fungi; Ascomycota; Dothideomycetes; Pleosporales; Didymosphaeriaceae
Exons: 3
Coding region: 1-1290 (429 amino acids)
Molecular function (GO): protein binding
Source: RefSeq, a predicted model, not a curated record
AUGCCCCCAUGCAUCUCAUCAUCCCAGGAUUCCAACAUUGAUGACGGGCUCAAGCUGGAGGGAGCCGAAGCCCAGAGUCACCAGCAGACUGUGUCAUCCGGCGCCGGUCAUUCUGCGGUCAACGAGAGUCCAAAGCAAUGUAUCUCGCUCGAUGUCAUCUCAAGGACUGUCAUCGCCGUCGAAUGUGGCAAGGGACUCAGCGCUCAAUACAUGAUCCCCCUAAGCCUUCUUUGCGCACAAAGCCAGAAGCAGUUGGACGUAUUCCAGCAAGCAGAAGACCUACACGAUAGCUACGUUAAGGUGAAGGCCAUCAAGAAGCAAGCGAAAAGCGUUUUCUCGCUAUUGGAGAUCCACAACAUCGUUCAUACGGACAAGAGUCGCGAAAAGGCAAUGGCAAUCAUUCUAGAAUGUCUGCAUAGAUUUCCCAUCGCCAAGUACCAGGUUGGGAUCGCCCAGAGAAUUACAGAAGCGACGGAUGUAGUGUUCCAAAAGAACGAGAUUUUCAUCGUUUCACCCGGCAAGAAGUUCGACAGAUCGAAGGUUCCUAAGAACGAUGUCCACGGUCGCCUCAAAAUACUCAAAGACGAGGCCGUGUACACAGUGUUGGAGCGAAUCCACUUCUGCCUGUGUAAACUCAAGACCUUAGAGGAGAAGAAGGCGCCCGCAAAUGCAGUACAAGCUGCCGCUCAGCGACGCCUCAUACUUCCGAAUGAACAUCCUUCAACAGUAGAGGCUUUGGUCAAUUGGCUGUACAAAGACGGUCUGUCAUUCACUGACAUCAACAAUCUUUGCGAAAUUCACGCGCUGGCCGACAAGCUUGGUAUCGAGGGGCUCGCUGCCGAAUGCACGGGGCUGCUGUCUACGGCUACUUCGCGCAUCCUUCUUCGAGCGAAAAGCGAGGGCAUUACCUUGAGAGGUCUGCUAUCGGAGUGCGCUCGAAAUCAAGCACGAGGACAAGAUACGGACAAGGAGAAUUCCACCCUUUCCUCUUUCAGUGUGAUUGGCGAAAUUUUCAAGAUUACGUUGCAGAAACCAGCUCCCCCCGCCGUACUUCAAGAUCUAGUUGCAGAAGCUAUAGCAGUUAGUGAAGAUGAUCAACUCUUCCAUGAGCUUCUCCCCGUCAUCAAUCUCGAUAUGCGAGGCAAAGUCGCAAUGGCAAUGAUACGCAAUGCCAAAGCGAAGGCCGCUGCUGUAGCGAACCGAGAGCACAGUCAUUCUCAAGUCUCCUCGGGUGCUUCUCGUAACGCAUCCGUCAAAUCCGAGGUAUCAUACGACAAAGAUCAGGAGUAA